Messenger RNA from Danio aesculapii, 3220 nucleotides. RefSeq names its product src kinase associated phosphoprotein 1 (gene skap1). Lineage: Eukaryota; Metazoa; Chordata; Actinopteri; Cypriniformes; Danionidae. Gene Ontology annotation, molecular function: protein binding. The record is from RefSeq and is a predicted model, not a curated record. Gene Ontology annotation, cellular component: cytoplasm; plasma membrane. The transcript has 13 exons. The coding region runs from base 169 to 1302 and encodes 377 amino acids.
CUUCCCUCCGCGAGCCGGUUCAUGUGUGUGUGGAUUUCUCUUCGAUUUCACUCUGCGAACUCCUGCUGUAGGAUGACAAUUGACCAAGAAAUUCAUUUAGCAAUGAUAUGACCUUCAGUCGUUGACAUCGUAAAAUUUUACAAACAUUAAUUUCUGUUGGAGUUAGACAUGGGGACGGUUGUUGAUGACAUCAGGCAACUGUUAAGAGACUGCGAGCUGUUUGUUUUUGAGAUCCUCCAGGAUGAGAAUCUCAGUAUUGCAGCUCGAGAGUCUAGGGAAAUUCUCCAACGAAAUUUUGUUGUCAUCCAGAAGAGAUACCCACAAGAAUUUCCCCACAGACUUGAGUCCAAUCAUGAAGAUAGUUCAGAUGACAACCGCAGCUCCAGCCUGGGACGCUCUGCCCCUUCAGAUGAUAUGUCAGUGGCCUCUGACUACCAGGAGGAAGGAGGCCCUGAGCUUUUUGAAGAGAUCCCUCUGGUGGCUGCACAAGACCUAAGUAACAUUCUGAAGCAAGGCUAUCUGGAAAAGAAAAGACGAGAUCACAGUUUCUUCAGCAUGGAAUGGCAAAAGCGAUGGUGUGUUCUGAACAACACCAUAUUUUAUUACUUCGGGAGUGAUAAAGACAAGCAGCAGAAGGGCUCGUUUUAUAUCAAUGGUUACAGUGCAGAGUUGGUUCCCAGUUUACGCAAAGACUCCAAGAAGAACUCCUGCUUUGAGAUGAGUGCUCCUGGAAGACGCUCUUACCAGUUCACCGCCAGCAGUCCUCGGGAAGCAAGAGAAUGGGUGGACCAGAUCAAUUUUGUUCUUAAGGAUUUGAGCUCAAACUUCAUCCCCUUUGAUGAUGAUGAGGAAGAAGAAGAGGUGGAGGAAGAGGAAGAGACAUAUGAUGAUAUUGAACGAGCAACCACACCACCACCUCCACAUCCCGGAGCAGCAUCUGCACAGCUUACAACCCCGAAAAAAACUCAAAACAGCCGUGAAGAGUGGAAACACCAAGCGCUGCCUCUGGAAGAUGAAGAAGAUGAUGAAGAAGAGGACAUUUAUGAAAUACUUCCAGAUGAUGAAACUUCUGACAAUGCUGAAGAGUGCAGUGAGAGAACUGGGACCUCAGAUUAUGCCAAUUAUUACCAAGGAUUGUGGGACUGUGAAGCUGAGGGACCGGACGAGUUGGCCUUCCAGAGAGGAGAUUUGAUCUACAUCCUCAGCAAGGAAUAUAACAUCUAUGGAUGGUGGGUCGGUGAGCUAGAUGGUGCCAUCGGCAUAGUUCCCAAGGAGUUUUUACACCCUGCUUAUAUUCUAUGAGGUUUGCUUUGUUGCGAAGAUCACAGAAGCAAAUGUGUUCAAAGUUUAAAUAAAUUGAAUUUUAGUUAAUUAAUAAAAAUGUUUAAACUAAAGAAAAAAGCUCUAAUAGUUAUCCAAUCUGAGAACUAAUAGUGUUUUUGUGAGUAAGCCUUUUGAUAUGUAAUUAUUAGUGUACACUAAAAGGCUUACGGUUGUCUAAGUCUAGUUUGCUGAUUUAUUCAAAUAGCACACACACACACUGAUAAAAAUGAUUUCUGCUAAAUUGUUGCAAACUAUUUAUAUGGGUUGAGUUUAAACAAAUUUAAUGUUCAACUUAACUUGUGUUUAAAUUCAGGUCAAAUCAGUUGUUUACAUCCACUUACCUUGAAAAUACAGUAAAUCCAAGGAAUCAUCUUUGAAUAAUUUUUUCAGUGCAUUUAUGCAAAUAGUGUACAUAUGAAAACCAUUUGUAGCAUGAGAAUGUCUUUUUAAUGGUUUCUUUCUCAUAUACUCUUAUGUGAAGGCAGUGCUUUAUUUCAGCAAUUACUAAACAUAAUAUUUUCAUGCAUAAUUUAGGUUGACAGAAUCUUGAAAUAGUCUUAAAUCUUACUGUUUUUUUCUUGACUCAUUUGUAUUUGAAACUGUAGUUCAGAUGCUGUACCAGCCAAUUCAUUACAUACACUACCUGACAAAAGUCUUGUCGAUGAUCCCAGAUGUAAGAGCAACAAAUAACUUGACUUCUAGUUAAUCAUUUGUAAAAGUGCAAUUUUUCCUAUGAAUCAUCUGUUGAAUGGCAUUCCAAUCAUCACGAAUACUGCAGACCUAUUGAAACCUGCAUGGACCCAAGAUUCUCACAUAAAUCAGUUAAGUUUGGUGUAGGAAAAAUCAUGGUUUGGGGUUAUAUUCAGCAUGGGGGUAUGUGAGCGAUCUGCAGAAUGGAUGAAAACAUCAGCAGCCUGAAGUAUCAAGACAUUUGUGCUGCCCAUUACAUUACAAACCACAGGAGAAGGCAAAUUCUUCAGCAGGAUAGCGCUCCUUCACAUACUUCAGCCUCCACAUCAAAGAUCCUAAAAGCAAAGAUGGUCAAGGUGCUCCAGGAUUGGCCAGUCCAGUCACCAGACAUGAACAUUAUUGAGCAUGUCUGGUUUAGAUGGAGGAGGCAUUAAAGAUGAAUCCAAAUAAUCUUGUUGAACUCUGGGAGUCCUGCAAGAACGCUUUCUUUACUAAUCCAGAUGACUUUAUUAAUAAGUUAUUUGAGUCAUUGCAGAGAUGUAUGGAUGCAGUCGUCCAAGUUCAUGGGAGUCAUACACAAUAUUAAUUCUUUUUCCACUGCACCAUGACUUUAUAUUCUAUACUGUACAUUAUUUUUGUUAAAUUACAAGACUUUUGUCUAAGCAAAGUCAGACCUUACUGUCCUAAUUAAAUAACUAAAAAUCAAGGCAUGGUCAUAUUUUAUUUUAGUAAAAUAAGUGUAAUCUAGAGGCUUUUGCCUUUCAUCUAAGCCACUUCUGAUUCCAAAUGAUCAACUAGAACUUGUUGUUGAUAAAACUUGGAUAGGCGACAAGACUUUUGUCAGGUAGUGUGUAACUACAAGGAAAAAUUACCUGUCAUACAAAUUGUGUUUUUUUUUGUUAGCAAUAAGCUAAUUAAAGCAACUUUACAUCUGAAGCUUAAUGUUUUUUGUUGUUGUUUGAACACAUGCAGCACACAACGAACUAAAAAAAAUAUUCACAAAAAACAGCACAACAGCAGUUAAUGACGUGCCUUGAAUGUAUUGUAAAAACAAUAGUUUAUUCAGCAAAAUGUAUCACUCUUAAAACUGGACAAAAAGAACAAUAAAAAGCUUCCAGGAUUUGAUGAAUCAGUUGUUUCAGAUGAAAAUAUAAUACUCCAUGUAAUAAUUGUCAGCUCACACUCCAAAUAAAAUCUUACACAUGAA